GCUGGUUCUCGGUGUCGUAUGUCUGAUGCUUCCACGCCGGGGGCCGGGAGAGGGUCCGAGCCUUCCAGCGCAGAAAAGACUGCGGAGUGCGUCGUCGUCGAGGGGGUUUCUCUCCCCAACUACGACUUGGGUGGGAGCUAGCGAUGGCAGGAUGGGGACCUGAUUCAUUGACUUUUGUCCGGGAGUCUUCUUAAAGCAGAAGCAAAUUUGUGGAAGCAAAGAGGGAAAGAGGAUAGAACCAGUUUGCCUGUUAAGAUUAAUACAGCAUCUCAUUUAAGUUCCUGCCACAGUUUCUUCAAAGAAGAAAUGGAAUCUAAUUCAUCAGACUACUAUAAUAAAGACAAUGAAGAAGAAAGUUUGCUUGCAAAUGUUGCUUCCAUAAGACAUGAACUGAAGAUAACAGAAUGGAGUUUGCAGAAUUUAGGGGAAGAGCUAUCCAGUGUUAGUACAAGUGAAACUUCCGAUUAUGCCUGUAAUUCCUCAAGGUUUGAAAGGCUCAUUUUGGAAGAUCUUGCUCAGCCUAGCCACCCUGGACUGUUGACUUAUUCACCUUAUAAAAAAGUUUGUAAACUGUCCAGUGGCAAUACCGAUUCUCAUAAAAAGCCAAGAGAUAAGGUGUCUUUUGCAUUUUCUACCCCUAUGGACCAGGAAAUCAAAAGCCUUCGAGAGAAACUUAAUAAACUUAGGCAACAGAAUGCUUGUUUGGUGUCACAGAAUCAUUCUUUAAUGACUAAAGUAGAAUCCAUCCACUUUGAAUUAACACAAUCAAAAGCAAAAGUUUCUAUGCUUGAGUCUGCUCAACAACAGGCAGCAAAUGUCCCAAUCUUAGAAGAACAGAUUAUAAAUUUGGAAGCAGAAGUUUCAGCCCAAGAUAAAGUUUUGAGAGAAGCAGAAGAUAAAUUAGAGCAGAGCCAGAAAAUGGUAAUUGAAAAGGAACAGAGUUUGCAGAAGUCUCAAGAGGAAUGUAUAAAGUUGAAGGUGGACUUACUUGAACAAAGUAAACAAGGAAAGAGGGCUGAGCGACAAAGGAAUGAAGCACUAUAUAAUGCUGAAGAGCUGAGUAAAGCUUUCCAACAGUAUAAAGAAAAAGUGGCUGAAAAACUGGAAAAGGUUCAAGCUGAAGAAGAAAUAUUAGAGAAAAAUCUAAUUAACUGUGAAAAAGAAAAUAAAAGACUACAGGAAAAAUGUGGUAUAUAUAAAAGUGAAGUUGAAAUUCUGAAAGAGAAAUUAAGGCAGUUAAAGGAAGAAAAUAACAUUGGAAAAGAAAAAUUAAGAACUAUGGCAGUGAAAAGUUCAGAAGUCAUGGCACAACUAACUGAAUCCAGACAAACUGUUCUGAAGCUAGAGAGUGAGUUAGUAGACCAAGAAGAAAUACUUAGAGAAAAGUUUUCUGUAAUGAAUGAAAACAAAGAAUUAAAGCUCCGAAUUGCAACACAGAAUGAGCGACUGGACUUGUGUCAGCAAGAAAUUGAAAGUUCAAGGGUGGAACUGAGAAGUUUGGAAAAAAUUAUAUCCCAGUUGCCAUUAAAAAGAGCAAUGUUUGGUUUUAAAUCAUCUCUUUCUAAACAUCAGAUGAGUAGUUUGUCAAACAAAGAAGACAGUUACAUCAGCUGCUGUGAGGCAAAUAAAAUGGUGAUCUCAGAACUGAGGAUUAAGCUUGCAAUAAAAGAGGCAGAAAUUCAAAAACUUCAAGCAAACCUGACUGCUAACCAGUUAUCUCAGAGUCUUAUUUCUUGUAAUGACAGCCAAGAAAGUGGCAAAUUAAAUAGUUUAGAAACAGAACCUGUGAAACUAGGCAGUAAUCAAGUAGCAGAAAGUAUAAAAGAUCAAAACAAGCACUAUGAAAGAGAGAAGCAAAGACUUGCUGCUGGAAUAGAAGAACUACGUACUAAGCUGAUGCAAAUAGAAGCUGAGAAUUCCGAUUUGAAAGUUGACAUGGCCCACAGAACUAGUCAGUUUCAGCUGAUUCAAGAGGAGUUACUAGAGAAAGCUUCAAAUUCUAGCAAACUGGAAAGUGAAAUGACAAAGAAAUGUUCUCAACUUUUAACACUAGAGAAACAGCUGGAAGAAAAAAUAGUUGCUUAUUCCUCUGUUGCUGCAAAAAAUGCAGAACUAGAACAGGAACUUAUGGAGAAGAAUGAAAAGAUAAGAAGUCUAGAAACCAAUAUCAAUACAGAGCAUGAGAAAAUUUGUUUAGCCUUUGAAAAAGCAAAGAAAAUCCAUCUUGAACAGCAUAAAGAAAUGGAAAAGCAGAUUGAAAGACUUGAAGCUCAACUUGAGAAAAAAGACCAACAAUUUAAAGAACAAGAAAAGACUAUGUCCGUGUUACAACAAGACAUCAUAUGUAAACAUCAUCAUCUUGAAUCACUAGAUAGACUCUUGACGGAAAGCAAAGGGGAAAUGGAAAAGGAAAAUAUGAAGAAAGAUGAAGCUUUGAAAGCAUUGCAGAACCAAGUAUCUGAAGAAACAAUCAAGGUCAGACAACUAGAUUCAGCGUUGGAAAUUUGUAAAGAAGAGCUUGCCUUACAUUUGAAUCAAUUGGAAGGAAAUAAAGAAAAGUUUGAAAAACAGCUAAAGAAGAAAUCAGAAGAGGUAUAUUGUUUACAGAAGGAACUAAAGAUAAAGAAUCACAGUCUUCAAGAAACCACUGAGCAAAAUGUUAUUCUCCAGCAUACUCUUCAGCAGCAACAGCAAAUGUUACAACAGGAGACGAUUAGAAAUGGAGAGCUAGAAGAUGUUCAAACUAAACUUGAAAAACAGGUAUCAAAACUGGAACAAGAGCUUCAAAAGCAAAGGGAAACUUCAGCCGAAAAGUUAAGAAAAAUGGAGGAGAAAUGUGAAACAGCUACACAUGAAGCAGAUUUGAAAAGGCAAAAAAUUAUUGAGCUUACUGGUACUGCCAGGCAAGUAAAACUUGAGAUGGAUCAGUACAAAGAAGAGCUGUCUAGGAUGGAAAAAGAAAUAAUGCACCUAAAACGAGAUGGAGAAAAUAAAGCAAUGCGUAUUUCUCAAUUAGAUAUGAUCUUAGAACAGACAAAGACAGAACUAGAUAAGAAAACAAAUGCUGUGAAGGAGUUAGAGAAGUUACAGCACCACACUGAAACUGAGCUCACAGAAGCCUUGCAGAAGCGGGAAGCACUAGAGACUGAACUGCAGAAUGCUCAUGGAGAAUUAAAAAGUACUCUCAGACAGCUGCAGGAAUUGAGAGAUGUACUGCAGAAGGCUCAGUUAUCACUAGAGGAAAAAUACACUACUAUAAAAGAUCUCACAGCUGAACUUAGAGAAUGCAAGAUGGAUAUUGAAGACAAAAAGCAAGAACUCCUUGAAAUGGAUCAGGCACUUAAGGAGAGAAAUUGGGAGCUAAAGCAAAGAGCAGCUCAGGUUACACAUUUGGAUAUGACCAUUCGUGAGCAUAGAGGAGAAAUGGAACAAAAAAUAAUUAAAUUAGAGGGUACUCUGGAGAAAUCAGAACUAGAACUUAAAGAAUGCAACAAACAGAUAGAAAAUUUGAAUGAAAAAUUACAAAAUGCCAAAGAACAGCUUCGAGAAAAAGAGUUUAUGAUUCUGCAAAAUGAACAGGAGAUAAGUCAACUGAAAAAAGAAGCUGAAAGAACACAACAAAAGAUUAAAGAAAUGGAAAGCGUUAUAAAAGAGCAGGAACAGUACAUUGCAACUCAGUAUAAGGAGACUGUAGAUUUGGGGCAGGAUUUGAGGCUAACCCAGGAGCAGUUGCAGAACUCUCAUACAGAAAUGGUGGAAGCUCGUCGUCAACAAGUACAAGCACAGAGAGACAUAGAAAGACUCUCAAGUGAACUGGAGGAAAUAAAGCAGCUCUCUAAAGAGAAGGAAGUUCGUGGAAACCAUUUAGCUGAAGAAUUGGGGGCUUCUCAAGUACGUGAAGCUCAGUUAGAAGCAAGAAUGCAAGCAGAAAUCAAGAAAUUAUCAACAGAAGUAGAAUCUCUCAAAGAAGCUUAUCAUUGUGAGAUGCUUUCACAUCAAGAGAACCAUGCAAAAUGGAAGAUGUCUGCUGACUCUCAAAAAACUUCUGUUCAGCAAUUAAAUGAACAAUUAGAGAAGGCAAAACUGGAAUUAGAAGAUGCUCAGGACACUGUAAGCAAUUUGCAUCAACAAGUUCAAGACAGGAAUGAAGUGAUUGAAGCUGCAAAUGAAGCAUUACUUAUUAAAGAAUCAGAAUUAACCAGAUUACAAGCUAAAAUUUCUGGACGUGAAAGGGCAGAAGACAUGAAGUUUCUAUCGGUCCCAACAGGAAUUAUGCCAGACAUUGAAGAUCUAGAGUUUGCUAAACAUUCCAAUACACCUUUUUUCAAGUGUAAAAAACUACGUCGCUCUAUUAGCGCCAGUGACCUAAGUUUCAAAACUCAUGUUGAUGAAGAUCUUUCUGAAGAAUUACUACAAGACCUAAAGAAAAUGCAGUUAGAACAGUCUUCAACAUUAGAAGAAAGCCAGAAGGAUCUGACUUCUAACCAGUUAGACUCAUUUGAUCCUCUCAUGUAUAACCUAGAAGAUGAUAGUUCUGAGAGUAAUGACUUUAGCACUCUUAGUGGAAUGCUAAGAUACAUAAACAAAGAAGUGCGACUAUUAAAAAAGUCUUCUAUGCUAACAGGGGCUGGUUUAACUCAGGGAGAAAAUUUGUAAUUAAAAGAAGAUGUACAUAUGAUGAACAGUGGAAUUUGUGGUACUGUGCUGUGUUUACUUAUAUGUAGCUCAUACUUCAUAGAGGCUAUUAUUGUAUUGCUUUUGAAUAAAUUUUGUAUUUCAGUAUUUUUAAAGAAAGUCCUUUAUUCUAAAGCUUAAUUGUAUUUUUAGUGAAAAUUAAUUCACUCCUUUUAGUCAUUUUUUAUUUUAAUUUACUGUUUCCUUUAUUCUUAUCUAAAAAUCAUUGUUGAAAUGCAUAAGUGCUUUGAGUUAUUUAUAUUUUAGAAAGUUUACCCUAUUAUUUGCUUAUUUUCUAGUAAUACUUCAUUUUUAAAAUUAGUAAUAUGAAUUUAGAAGUCAUUCUACCACAAGUUCAUAAUUGUACUAAUAAUGGCUGACUUGUUGAAUGCUUACCAUUUGUCGGGCACUAUUCUAAGCACUUUUUAUUAUUAGCUCAUUUAAUCCUGAUAACAGUGCUGUGAAGUAGAUACCAUUUUAUUCCUGUUUACAGAUAAAAUCAUUUAACACAAUGAGAACAAGACGUGUGUUCUAAAGAAAUUGAUUUUUUAUAAAUAUCAAGAGAUGGACUUUGGGUUAGUGACUCCAUUUAUGUAGGGUUAGCUCUAUGGUAGAAUAAAAAUAAUGCAACAAAGUUAAGAUGACAUAUUUAAGGCCUCAACUUUUAAAGUCUCUCCAGAGAUUGGAUUUGACGUCUUUAAACCAAAUAUUUUAUUUAUAAAUUAAUAUAAAUGUAUCCUUAUAAAACAAUAUGGAGUUAAUCUUUUCUGAUAGUUGAACAUUAAAGACAUUAAUUUCUUGGCAGUGCCACUUUGAACAACACUAAUUCGUGAUUUAUGAUUAUUUGUCAGGGGCAGAAU
Molecule: messenger RNA, 5534 nt
Organism: Trichechus manatus latirostris (Florida manatee)
Lineage: Eukaryota; Metazoa; Chordata; Mammalia; Sirenia; Trichechidae
Gene: CCDC18
Product: coiled-coil domain containing 18
Exons: 30
Coding region: 307-4656 (1449 amino acids)
Source: RefSeq, a predicted model, not a curated record